CAUUUGCGCUUCCUUUCAGACUCAGUUUUUCUCUGUUUGAACAAAUUUUCAUUCAGUCGUUGUUCAUAUAUUUUCCGAGACGCAACACUCGAACAGUUUCGCCAUUUUUCUCGGUGCUCACGUUCGCGCAUUUUCUCUCGCGGAAUGAGCAGGGAUUCCGUUACGACGACACCGUUUCGUUGUUAAUUUAUCGCAUUGGAUUCGAGGACGCCAGCGAGGUUGAAUCGAUCGCAGAGAUGGCGGUGGCGCUCGCGGAGAAAGUUAAGAUCGGCGUCUGCGUGAUGGAAAAGAAGGUCUUCUCUGCGCCUAUGGGACAAAUUUUUGAUAGGCUACAAGCGUUUGGUGAAUUUGAGGUCAUACAUUUUGGGGACAGAGUGAUCCUUGAAGAACCAGUAGAGAGCUGGCCAAUAUGUGAUUGUUUGAUUGCUUUCUAUUCCUCGGGAUAUCCCCUUCAAAAGGCGGAGGCGUAUGCUGCUUUAAGGAAGCCUUUUGUGGUAAAUGAACUGGAGCCCCAGCACCUUCUUCAUGACCGGAGGAAAGUAUACAAGCGUCUUGAAAUGUUUGGAAUCCCCGUUCCAAGAUAUGCCCUUGUAAUUAGGGAAGUCCCGUACCAACAAUUGGAUUACUUUAUUGAGGAAGAAGAUUUUGUUGAGGUUCAUGGCAUGCGGUUUUUUAAGCCAUUUGUGGAGAAGCCUGUUGAUGCUGAUAACCACAGUAUAAUGAUAUAUUAUCCCAGUUCAGCUGGUGGAGGUAUGAAGGAAUUGUUUAGGAAGGUUGGAAAUAGGUCCAGUGAAUUUCACCCAGACGUGAGAAGAGUAAGGCGUGAAGGAUCUUACAUUUAUGAGGAGUUUAUGCCAACUGGAGGGACAGAUGUUAAGGUGUACACAGUAGGUCCUGAAUAUGCUCAUGCUGAGGCAAGGAAGUCACCUGUUGUUGAUGGUGUUGUUUUGAGAAAUCCUGAUGGGAAGGAAGUCAGGUAUCCAGUGUUACUAUCUCCUUUUGAGAAGGAAAUGGCAAGAGACGUUUGCAUUGCAUUCAGUCAAGCGGUUUGUGGAUUUGAUCUCUUGAGAAGUCAGGGACGCUCAUAUGUUUGUGAUGUGAAUGGAUGGAGCUUUGUUAAAAAUUCGUACAAGUAUUAUGAUGAUUCUGCGUGUGUGCUACGAAAGAUGUUGUUAGAUGCAAAAGCUCCUCAUCUUUCUUCAGUGGUUCCACCAACUUUACCAUGGAAAGUAAAUGAACUAAUCCAACCUUCUGAGCCUCUAACUCGUCAGGGUAGUGGUAUUAAUGGCACUUUUGGACAAUCUGAGGAAUUGCGAUGUGUAAUUGCUGUUAUUCGUCAUGGUGAUAGAACUCCAAAACAGAAGGUGAAGCUAAAGGUUACUGAGGAAAAGUUGUUGAACUUAAUGUUAAAAUACAAUGGUGGCCGACCCAAAUCUGAGACAAAACUUAAAAGUGCUGUUGAGCUGCAAGACCUUUUAGAUGCCACACGGAUGCUGGUGCCUCGCACAAGACCUGAUCUAGAAAGUGACAGUGAGGCUGAAGAUGUCGAGCAUGCUGAAAAGCUUCGUCAAGUUAAAGUAGUUCUUGAGGAGGGAGGACAUUUCUCUGGCAUAUAUAGGAAAGUUCAACUAAAACCACUGAAGUGGGUCAAAGUGACAAAAGGCAAUGGUGAAAUUGAAGAACAACCUGUUGAAGCUCUUAUGAUUCUUAAAUAUGGUGGCGUUCUUACGCAUGCUGGCAGAAAGCAGGCUGAAGAACUGGGAAGAUAUUUCCGGAAUAAAAUGUAUCCAGGAGAAGGUACAGGGCUACUUCGCCUCCAUAGUACAUACCGUCAUGAUCUGAAGAUUUACAGCUCUGACGAGGGUCGCGUGCAGAUGUCUGCAGCUGCUUUUGCCAAAGGUCUUCUCGACCUAGAAGGGCAGCUAACUCCAAUCCUGGUUUCCCUUGUUAGCAAGGACUCCUCCAUGUUGGAUGGGCUUGAAAAUGCCAGCUCUGAAAUGGACGAAGCCAAGGCUCGGUUGAAAGAAAUUAUUACAUGUAAAGCUAAGACAGGUGAUAGCAAUGGAUCAUCUGAAUUUCCUUGGACGGUUGAUGGAGCUGGAUUGCCACCCAAUGCAUCAGAAUUACUGUCCAAUUUGGUAAAGUUGACUAAGAAGGUUACUGAACAAGUAAGACUACUUGCAAAGGAUGAAAAUGAGAAACUUACAGAAAGAAACUUAUAUGAUAUAAUUCCUCCCUAUGAUCAAGCAAAUGCACUUGGUAAGACAACUAUUGACGUUGACCGAAUAGCUGCUGGAUUACCUUGUGGUAGUGAAGGAUUUCUACUAAUGUAUGCUCGAUGGAAAAAGCUUGAAACAGACUUGUACAAUGAACGCAAGGACCGCUAUGAUAUCACCCAAAUUCCUGACGUUUAUGAUUCAUGCAAAUAUGAUCUUUUGCACAAUGCACAUCUUAAUCUAGAAGGACUAGAUGAACUUUUCAAAGUUGCUCAGAUGCUUGCAGAUGGUGUAAUUCCAAACGAAUAUGGAAUUAAUCCAAAGCAGAAGCUGAAGAUUGGCGCAAAGGUUGCUCGUCGGUUGCUGGGGAAGCUUUUAAUUGAUCUGAGGAACACUCGAGAGGAAGCCAUUAAUGUUAUAAAGAAUAACCAAGAAGUUUCAUUAUCUGAGAAAAUUAAGAAAGAUGCAGAGGCCAAAUCAAAACUAUCCCAUAAGAAUGACGAAAUAGAUCAAGAUGAUGAUGAUGAUAAAGAGACCAAAUAUCGUUUAGAUCCAAAGUAUGCAAAUGUGAAGACACCUGACCGCCACGUGCGAACACGCCUAUACUUCACAUCAGAAUCACACAUACAUUCUCUUAUGAAUGUUCUUCGUUACUGUAAUUUGGAUGAAUCCCUUCAAGAAGAAGAGGGUCUUGUCUGCCGUGGUGCUCUAGAGCGACUAUCUAAAACAAAGGAGCUUGACUAUAUGAGCCACGUUGUUCUUAGGAUGUUUGAGAACACAGAGGUGGCUUUGGAAGAUCCUAGAAGGUACCGCGUAGAGCUGACCUACAGCCGUGGUGCUGAUCUAUCCCCCCUGGAGAAAGAAGGUAGUGAGUGUACAUCACUGCACCAGGAGCACACACUGCCCAUCAUGGGUCCCGAGAGGCUGCAACAAAUAGGAUCAUAUCUGACAUUAGAAACCAUGGAAAACAUGAUUCGUCCAUUUGCUAUGCCAGCAGAAGACUUUCCUCCUACACCUGCAGGAUUUUCGGGCUACUUCUCGAAAAGUGUGCUUGAUCGUCUCGUAAAUCUUUGGCCUUUCCAUAGGCAAUCCAGUAAUCUUGGAAAAUAGUCCUACACAUUUAUUUAAUCUGUCUUGCCACUUCAAUAUAUUUUUGCUUUUUCAAAAUCUAAUAUCCUUUGGAAUAGUUUUCUUUUAAUUUUAUUUUUUAUUUCUUAAAAUGUACAAAAAUUAUGUAAUUUGGUCCACCGAGGGGGCCGAAAUGCAUCAUCCCAUAGAAGAAUUAAAUAUAAAUAAAAUUUGAAUACAAGCGAUUUUAAAA
Vigna unguiculata (cowpea) is the source of this 3537-nucleotide messenger RNA. RefSeq names its product inositol hexakisphosphate and diphosphoinositol-pentakisphosphate kinase VIP2-like. Gene Ontology annotation, molecular function: 5-diphosphoinositol pentakisphosphate 1-kinase activity; inositol hexakisphosphate kinase activity. The record is from RefSeq and is a predicted model, not a curated record. NCBI's taxonomy places the organism in Eukaryota, Viridiplantae, Streptophyta, Magnoliopsida, Fabales, Fabaceae. Gene Ontology annotation, biological process: inositol phosphate biosynthetic process; inositol metabolic process.